GGGCGUGCAGGGGGAUGCAGGGUGUCGCGACUGUCGCAAUUCGCGAGGAGCUGUCAGAAGUCAGGAUUUGUCAAAUAUUAUCAAAUAUUAUCAGGCCCGUUCACACUACAGAUUGCUGCGAAUGUGAAUUGUAUCAAUUGUAUGUAUGUAUGUACGUACAUACAUACAUACGCGCGAUCGAAUGACUGCGAAUGACUUGAAUCGUGACAUUCGUGACGUAAAACUACUUAACGACAAGCUAGCCUUUGUGGGUGGUUAAUGCGUUCAACAAUUAUUAAAUACAAAUUUGUUCGGUUGUAUGUACCGUACUCGUGAAAGCUCGGUAUAACCUGCCUUUGUGUGCGUAGUGCGUACGGCUAUAAUUAUUCAUUAUUUGUUUCGGUCAAACCGCAAACCGGCCGUUCGGUUCGGUGUCAUCCUCUAUCUCCAUUCUCACACCGACGUGACUCGUAUAUCUCUUGGACCGAAUGAUAUACUAUCGCAAUACUAUGAAGUUACACGAUGGAGCUUUCCGAAUCGCGAAAUCUUGUUAAGGAUUUAGAUUUAACCCUUCAGCCACGAAUCGUCCCACGAUACAAAACUUGGCUUCCUCUUGCCACUCAGCAGUUACGACUCAGAGGUUUAGUACAAAUAAUAGGCCAUAAUCUAAAGGCUAAUGUAAAUGGAGAGAUAUGUUGGUUCUAUUAUACGUUACAUAGAUCAAGUAUGUCGUCUCCGUUAUAUACGAGCGAAGCGAUCGACAAUGCUAAUCCAAGAUGGUCAAGUCUCGAAGUACCGACCCUGCAUGCCACAGGUUAUUCAACGGCCAGUGAGAUUAUCCUAAGGGUCUGGAAACGCUCGGUGCCAUGUGAUAAUACAGCUGACGUGACCCUCUCCACAUGGGGAAUAUCGUUUACAGGAUUGGCGUAUAUCGGUCCUAAGCUGCCACCUAAUCUAGAAACUAUCCUAAAGGAAAACUCUUUGAUAUUUCAUUUUCAUGGUGGAUACUUUACUCCUGCGUACUGCUUCGAAACAGCUCCAGACUCAAAGCGCUAUCUUUAUAUGACUAUAAAUGCAUCCGAAAUAAAGAAUAGUUAUACUGUGAAUAAGCUCAGCAGUUUAAGAAGCAAAAUGCAGGCACUAAAGCAACAAACAGAAUCGGUGCAAGCGCUCAGAGUACGCAUUGCCUCGGGUGAUGAUUUUCAUACUCGCAAGUAUCCACAGACAACUUUGAACAGACUAUUGCAACCACGAAGAGUUAACAGGGAAAAGAAGUUGGAAAUUAUGAGAAUACGUAAAGAGCUAGAAAUGGCUAAAUUUAGAACAAAAUUGUUAGAACAAGAAAGAGCGCGAAAAAUGGGAGAAAUUCGUGUAUUGAAUCAAUUACACACUAAUAUUGUAGAAGAAAAUCAAGAUCAUGGUUCUGAUUUAAUGGAAAGAUAUAGAGAGCUGAAUAAAGAUAUAGAAAGAUUGAAUGAGUGGCGGCAAAAUCAUAUAGAUACGAGAGAAACAUAUUUGCAGUUGAGCAGCCAACUUGCACAGAGACGACGACAGUUAAUCUCAGAAAUGUGUUUAAUAUAUCCCAUUAAACAGGAUAGUAUCGGAAAGUUUAGAAUAAAUGACGUUUAUUUGCCAGACAGCGAGGAAUUGGAAUUAUCGAACGACACACAAGUGGCUGUAGCAUUAGGUUUUGUUGCACAUACAACGCAGAUGAUUGCAAAUUUUUUGAAUGUACCGACCAGAUAUCCUAUCAUUCAUUAUGGCUCGCGCAGUAAAGUCAUAGAUCAUAUCACAGAAAGUUUGCCUGACAACGAUAGACAGUUUCCUCUGUUUGCUCGAAGCAAGGAUAAAUUACAAUUCCAUUACGCUGUAUAUCUAUUAAAUAAAAACAUAGCACAGCUUCGAUGGUAUUGCGGCCUCCCGACUACCGAUUUAAGAGCAACUUUACCAAAUCUCGCUACGCUUAUCAACAUCAAGCCUAAUCAAAUACACUUGGACGAUUCGAAACGAACAUUUUCUACCUCGUCUUUGGACACUGAAAGUGGUAAUGGUAAACAGAAUCCACCUCUCACACCACCACUGCAAAAACUAAUUUUCGAGAAAUGUCAUCGUUCUUCUCGCUCAAUGAGUCAAUUAAAAAAUAUAAAAUCAUCUCUUGGAUCUUCUUUGGAUCAGGGUUUAGACAAACCUGUACAAUUGCCUGCGCUAGGUAGUCAAUCAAAGCGAAUUUGUAAAUCGGAAGAGAGUGCCAUUGACAAUAAAACCUUGGUAUUGGCUAAGGAUAGAUCGACUAACAGUAGUAAUGAGACAUUAAACAGUGCCAUUCUGAAUAAUAUUGAUAAUAUAACUCUUAAGGAUAAAGACGAUUUUGUCGAGAUUAGCGAUAAGAUCGUUAUUGAAAGCAACAUCGAGAUUAUGAUACCCACAUCAGUUUCUAAAGCAAGGAAUGUCACGGAUAGCUUGGAAAGUUCCGUGAGUGCUCGAGAUAGAAGCUCCAAUUCUAUAAGCAGCUGCGAAAUGGCUCUCAGUAGUAGCCAAAAUGAUGUAGAUGAGAGUUCGAGUGGAAACCAUGUUAUUAAGAGAGAAAGAGUCGAUGAUAAUGUAUUUUCGAUCGAUGACAAUUUAAGAAACGUCAAAGAUGCGAUAGACAAUUCGUUGAAAAAUGGAGAAUACAGUAAAAGGCAUGAUUCCAGAAAUAAUGUUUCACAAAUCUACGACAUUAAUAGUACAAUCGUCAGCGAACAAAAUAGUAGUGUUCAUGGACAAGACCCGCUUACAGAAACUGCCAUCUACAGCAGAGAACGUUUUGUUAAAUCGUGCUCAUCUUUGGACGAUGUGUAUACCUAUGGAGAAUCUGAAAAACAAAGAACAAAUUCUAUUUGUACCUAUACAGAAGGAUAUACAAAGAAUGCUACAUUACGGCAGAAACGUGGCUUUGAAUCCAGAGAAAAUAAACCAGAUUAUCUUCAACAUGCUGAAAAAUUCAGGCCUCAGGAUAUUGUAAGAAAUGAAUCAAUGGUAGGUACGAGGUCAAUUCUAAGUACAUCAAGAUCAGACUGCUGUUACGAUGAAGCAAAAAUGCAAUGUGACAUUCAAGCGUCAAGCGAGUAUAUAGAUGUCAUUAGGCGGAGCUCAGAAAACGUGUGUGCGCGCACCGAAGCUUUAGCCAACAAGAAAGCUAGUUUCAAAGUUAUGAAACCGCGUCUUUAAUACUUUCCUACGUUAUAAUGUUGUGUCCUGAUAAUAGGUGCGAAUACCAAAGGUCUUAAGACAUGUUUAGUUUAUAUUUUACAUAUAUAUAUGUUGUUGAUACGAUAAAAAUUCUUUAAAUCUUAUUUAAAGUUGACUUUAAUUGAUAUUGUAUAAGAUGUUACAGAAAUAUUUAUUAUCUUUUAUUUAAUCGAAAUAACACAAAAGGUUUAUAAUAAUCACUGUCUUACAGUACGGAUAUGGAAAAAAUUACGUAUUUCGUGACAAAUAUAAGCUAAAUUAUCUAUAAGGGUAAAAUUAAGAAAGUCAGUUGUGCUUACCUAUUAUUCUACGUAUGUGCAUUUAUAACUUCUUUCGUUCUCUUAUGUUUGUGCAAAUAACAACUAUCGAGAACUAUCAUCGAUGAUGUUAUUGGAUGUAAUAAUAAUACAGUAAUAUAUGUAAGAGGUAGCAAAAUUAAUAGCUUUUUUAAAGAAAUGCAUCUUUGCACAUAUAUCUGGUACAUGAUGGUGUUAUUAUGUUUUCGUAUUGCACACUUAUGAUGAAACUUUGGACAGUUCAUUAUAAUCAACAGCUGUAAAUCGAGAUUUUCUUAAUUUAAUAGUGAGAUGUAAAUAUGUAUUGAUACAAUUAUUAAGUUACACGACCCUAUUACUGUAAUAUAACCUGCAACAUUUAUAUUGUUAUUAUUUCUGUACGGAAGCGUUUUCAUUAAACUGAGAUGAAAUGUAAUACAUAAAGUUUGUAUAUACAUAUGUACUAUGUAUUAUAGAUUUUUUCACUGUACUUAAUUCACAUGAUUGAUCAGUGUUUAAUUCAUGCUUAUAAUGCAAGCGAUAGAAUGCAUCAAUAUAGUUGAUUCUAUUUUUAUCAUUAGAAAUAUUACAGUAUACCAUAAAUUUAUGUGCGAGGACCAAACAAACCACAUAAUCGCUUAAACAAAACGAUCAUGUAAUAGUAAUUAAUCCGUAAUCUGAUUAUUAAAUAAGUAAUUAGAUAAAAGCAACCUGUGGAAGAAUUGUUCGCAAAACAAUUUCGUGGAACUCGAGCGGACUAUCGCAUUGUGAUAUAAUAUGAAAUAAAAAAAGUUAUUAAAGGAAAGAGAAAAAAAACAAAUUAUCUCUUGUUAUAUGUUUCUACGUCCUAUUUAUCUUUUAUUCAAUAAUUACACAUUAUUUUUAUUUUGCAUGAAAAUUUUAAUUUUGCUUUCUGAAAUCUCUCUUUCCUCUGUCUAGUUAAAUCUAUUUAAGUAGUAUUCAUUAAAAUAUGUACGUAGAUAAUGUUGCACUAAAUUCAUUUCAAUAUUGCACAACGUAUAAACACACGUGUAAAACAAAAGUCUAAUUGUAAGAUAUAUUUCCUGUUGUAUCU
Molecule: messenger RNA, 4560 nt
Organism: Temnothorax curvispinosus
Lineage: Eukaryota; Metazoa; Arthropoda; Insecta; Hymenoptera; Formicidae
Gene: Uvrag
Product: UV radiation resistance associated protein
Exons: 9
Coding region: 502-3189 (895 amino acids)
Biological process (GO): SNARE complex assembly
Cellular component (GO): endosome; lytic vacuole
Molecular function (GO): SNARE binding
Source: RefSeq, a predicted model, not a curated record